UAGCAGCUCGAUCACCUAUAUAAGGUCGCAAGCUCUCGCCAUGGCCAAAACACAAGCACCACAGUCACUUCACUGAUCAAGUAGCUGGCAAGAGCUUUGAGCGCGUUGCAACUUUGCAUCCCGGUCGAUCGAUGGCGUCCAAGGUCGAGCUGGUGGUGGAGGUGAAGUCGCCGGCGGAGAAGCUGUGGACGGCGAUGCGCGAGUCGACGGAGCUGUUCCCCAAGAUCUUCCCCGAGCAGUACAAGAGCAUCGAGACCGUGGAGGGCGACGGCAAGUCCGCCGGCACCGUCCGCCUCAUCAAGUACACCGAGGGGGUUCCGAUGGUGACGUUCGCCAAGGAGAAGGUGGAGGUGGCGGACGACGAGAAGAAGGUGGUGUCGUACAGCGUGGUGGACGGCGAGCUGGUCAGCUUCUACAAGAACUUCAGGGUGACGGUGCAGGUGACCGACAAGGGCGCCGACGGCGGCGGCGCGGUGGUGAACUGGACCAUGGACUUCGACAAGGCCAGCGACGAGGUGCCCGAGCCGGACGUCAUCAAGGAGACCGCCGCCAAGACCCUCCACGACCUUGACGACUACCUUCUCAAGAACUAGAGUAGCUUUUACUAGCUGCCUCGUCGCUGGCCGCCGCGUCCGUCGUCCGUCCAUCCAUCCAUCCAUGUCUACUGUCAUCGUUACUUGCUGUCUGCCGUGUUCCCCCAUCUAGCUUACUCUCACGAAAACGACCGUGUGUACCAUGUACGUGUGCAUCUGCCUGCGCUGGGACGGACGCGUGAGUAGUAGUGGACUGAUAAUAAUGAUAAUAAAGUCCCAACUUUAUGGUCACGUAUA
Molecule: messenger RNA, 830 nt
Organism: Aegilops tauschii subsp. strangulata
Lineage: Eukaryota; Viridiplantae; Streptophyta; Magnoliopsida; Poales; Poaceae
Product: MLP-like protein 423
Biological process (GO): defense response; abscisic acid-activated signaling pathway
Molecular function (GO): signaling receptor activity; abscisic acid binding; protein phosphatase inhibitor activity
Source: RefSeq, a predicted model, not a curated record